Molecule: messenger RNA, 2576 nt
Organism: Trifolium pratense (red clover)
Lineage: Eukaryota; Viridiplantae; Streptophyta; Magnoliopsida; Fabales; Fabaceae
Product: phosphoenolpyruvate carboxykinase (ATP) 1-like
Exons: 12
Coding region: 145-2232 (695 amino acids)
Biological process (GO): gluconeogenesis
Cellular component (GO): cytosol
Molecular function (GO): phosphoenolpyruvate carboxykinase (ATP) activity; ATP binding
Source: RefSeq, a predicted model, not a curated record
AUAUAGAAUGAGUCACAUUUUAAGAUAAGAUUAUAUUGAAUUGGUAAGGCCACCAACCACGGGUACUACUGUUACUCAUAUAUAAAAGGAGAACCAGACAUGAAUGAGAUGAUCGUUGCAAUUGCAUAGAAUUUUCACAACACAAUGGCAGACAAGGAAACCACAACAUUAACAGAGAAUGGAUCAUCAGAUUUCAGUUUCUCGCCGACGAAAAAUGCAACAAGUAGUGACGACAAGAACAAUGUGAUUGGGCGUCGUGGGCUACCGAUGAUCCAAAUUCAGAAGAAAGCAAUGGAAGUUCCGGAGAUAUGUCAUGACGACAGCACAACACCGGUGAAAGCUCAAACAAUUGAGGAGCUUCAUUCUCUACAGAAGAAGAGAUCAACCCCUAACACUCCAAUCAGAACACCAACAGCACAAACUGCAGGUGCAGGUCCCUUUGCCAAUGUUAUUAUUAUUUCUGAAGAGGAUCGCCAAAGACAACAACUUCAAUCCAUCAGUGAAUCGUUGGCGUCGUUGACGAGGGAGACAGGACCUAAAGUGGUGAAAGGAGACCCUGCAGCCAGUAAAUUAGCGGGUAGUCCACAUCAGCAGCAUAGCCCUAUUAUUUCAACAGCAGCAGCAGCAGCAUUUGAUGUGAGUGACAGUGCCCUCAAAUUCACUCACGUUCUCUACAACCUCUCCCCUGGCGAGCUGUAUGAGCAAGCGAUAAAGUAUGAAAAAGGAUCGUUUAUAACGGCAACAGGUGCAUUAGCCACUCUUUCGGGAGCAAAGACAGGACGUUCUCCACGUGACAAAAGGGUCGUUAAGGAUGAGACAACCGAACACGACCUUUGGUGGGGAAAGGGAUCACCCAAUAUUGAAAUGGACGAACAUACCUUCUUGGUGAACAGAGAAAGAGCAGUUGAUUACUUGAACUCCCUUGAAAAGGUUUAUGUGAAUGAUCAAUUUCUGAAUUGGGAUCCAGAACACAGAAUCAAAGUCCGAAUUGUAUCUGCAAGAGCUUAUCAUUCUCUAUUUAUGCACAAUAUGUGCAUCCGACCCACGCCCGAAGAGCUAGAGGAAUUUGGUACCCCGGAUUUCACUAUAUAUAAUGCAGGACAGUUCCCUUGUAAUCGUUAUACUCACUACAUGACUUCAUCAACUAGUAUAGAUGUGAAUCUUACAAGAAAGGAAAUGAUAAUCCUUGGCACACAAUAUGCUGGAGAAAUGAAGAAAGGUCUCUUUAGUCUAAUGCAUUAUCUCAUGCCGAAGCGUAAUAUUCUGUCCUUGCAUUCUGGAUGCAACAUGGGCAAAAAUGGCGAUGUUGCGCUGUUUUUUGGAUUAUCAGGUACUGGAAAGACUACUCUUUCGACCGAUCAUAAUCGGUAUUUAAUUGGAGAUGAUGAGCAUUGCUGGAGUGAAAAUGGGGUGUCAAAUAUUGAAGGAGGUUGCUAUGCAAAGUGUGUUGAUCUUUCAAAGGAUAAGGAACCAGACAUUUGGAAUGCCAUCAAAUUUGGUACAGUGCUUGAAAAUGUUGUUUUUGAUGAGCAUACGCGAGAUGUAGAUUUCUCAGACAAAUCUGUGACUGAGAAUACUCGUGCAGCGUAUCCAAUCGAGUACAUACCUAAUGCUAGGAUACCAUGUGUUGCUCCUCAUGCAAAGAAUGUCAUCCUUCUAGCUUGUGAUGCAUUUGGGGUGCUCCCCCCAGUAAGCAAGCUGAGCUUGGCCCAAACAAUGUACCAUUUUAUCAGUGGCUACACAGCAUUGGUUGCUGGGACAGAGGAUGGUAUAAAAGAGCCACAAGCCACAUUCUCUGCUUGUUUCGGUGCAGCAUUUAUAAUGAUGCAUCCAACCAAAUAUGCGGCAAUGCUGGCUGAGAAGAUGCAGAAGCAUGGAGCUACUGGAUGGCUUGUCAAUACUGGCUGGUCAGGAGGAAGUUAUGGAUCAGGCAAUCGAAUCAAGUUAGCGUAUACGAGGAAAAUCAUCGAUGCCAUUCACUCUGGCAGUCUCUUGAAUGUGAAUUACAUUAAGACUGAAGUAUUUGGGCUUGAGAUCCCUACAGCAAUAGAUGGAGUACCAUCUGAAAUCUUGGACCCUAUAAACACAUGGCAUGACAAGAAGGCCUACCAAGAUACGCUUCUGAAAUUAGCUGGUCUGUUCAAGAGCAAUUUUGAUGGAUUCAUGAACUACAAGAUAGGGAAUGACCAAAAGUUGGGCGAAGAGAUUGUCUCUGCUGGUCCUAUAUUCUGAUUGGAGCACUUAAGCUGGAAGUGAUUUUGGCGAAAACAAGAGAUGCACGCCGUGGAGAUUAAUCUUUUGAAAAGCAUCUCUCGCUAAUCACUUUCACUCUAAUAAAGUCUUCAAUGUGUUUUGUUUUUGUGUGCGUGUAUAAUGUUAAUGAUUGAGAUCCUUGUAAUAACAUGUUUCCCCUCUUGAAACAAAUCUCCUUCAAUUUGUGUUCCUUUUCACAUUUUCACCUUCUUCAAAAGGUAUCUUUUUGCUGAGUUUCAAUCUUCAUUAAGGGCUGAGAAUAAAUUCAUUAAAAUGUUAUGUAUAAGAAUGUUUAUCUUGUAUAGCGGUAGUUUUUACUUUAA